AUAUUUUAAAUUUAUAACGGGUUUAUGCCUUUAUGGUUUAUCUUAUUAUUAUACACGUGGAAACCGAUAUUCCUUCACAAGUUCACAUGAUUUUUCAGUUCUAGUGAAAUUAGAAUAAUUGGCUUCUCUCGUAAAUAUAUUUUCUGUUAGAAUGGAUUCCAAGGACUUAAUAAAAGGAUGGAAGAAGUGUGAAAUAUGUAACAAAAACAAAACUUUUGUAAGCAUGUCAAACUUUAGAACUCACAUUAAAUUAAAGCACCCAGAUGAUGUAGAAAAAUUAGAUCCAGGAGCAAAACCAUCUGCAAAAUGUAAUGUUUGCAAUAAAUCCAUUGAUAAAAGGUAUAUGACCAAGCAUCUAAAACUCAAACAUCCAGAAUUAGAAGAGACUUUGCCUAGCACUAGUAAAAAGAUUUAUGACUGUACACUGUGUCACAAAAAGUUUGACACAUUACAGGCAUCUUUAAAACACAAUCAUAAACGUUUGAAAAUGUUGAGAUGCAGUUUAUGUGAAUAUGAAAAUCCAUCACAAGAAAAACUUAUAUCGCAUAUGAAAAUGCUGCAUAGUAUUGAUAUAAACAGUCAAAAGUUAACAUUUGAUUCUGUAGAAAAAUUUGAGCAAUGGAAAGCAGAACUAGAAAAAAGCACUCUAUCAAAAUAUAAUAUUACACAUGGUUCAUAUGUAACACAGAAAUAUAAAAGAUCCCAAUACAAUUUAUUUGUAAAAUGUAUACACUAUGUGUUCUUGAUAAACAUUAAGUAUAAUAUAUUUAUAUUAUUUAUUAACAUAGUAUGUACAGUUACGGCCAGUGAAUAGUUUACAGGCUGGCUUAUCUAGGAGCCGAUUUUUUAAAUUUUUACCUCAUUUAAACGCACCUCUUGCGUCAAAGGGACGUUGCCAGUGGUGUACCUAGAAUAAGUUGAUUAAAAUUAAAAAAUCAAAAUAACAAAAAUAAAUUUUACAAAAUUUAUCAAAAUGAGAAAUAUAGAAAUAAGUUUUUUUGAAUAAAAUGGAUUACGGUCUUAAUAUGGUUUAGUUUCUUAUUUUAUUUUUCAACACUCACGAAAUUUUUGACAAGCAUUGACUUUUUGAGAUUUUUUGACUUUGGCAUUUAUCAAAUCCGUACGACACUGCAAUUUUACAGUAUUACAAUAUAAAAAUUAAAGUGUAAACUAUUCAGUGAACGUAACUGUACAUUAGCUGUAAUGAGUAGGUAAAAUAAGAAGUAAAAAAUUGUAAUAUAAUAACCAUGUUUCACUAAUUAACAAUAUCUAAUAUCUCUAAUACAUUUACUUUUGAUUGAGACUGGCUGAAUGACUAUAGUCCAAGCAAAAAAAAUAUCAAAAUGGUGACGAAAUAUGAUUAAUAAAUUAGUAAUUAACUAUUUUACUUUCUACUUUGGUAAUACCUUAUUAAUUAUACAGGGUGUCCCGAAAAGAUUGGUCAUAAAUUAUACCACAUAUUCUGGGGUCAAAAAUAGUUCAAUUGAAACUUACCUUAGUACAAAUGUGCUCAUAAAAAAAGUUACAGCCCUUGUAAAGUUACAAAAUGAAAAUUGAUUUUUUUUAAUAUGUCGAAAACUAUUAGAGAUUUUUUAUUGAAAACGGACAUGUAUUAUUCUUGUGGCAGGAAGAUCUUAAAACAAAAUUAUAGUGAAGUUUGUCCACCCCAUAAAAAUGUUAUGGGGUUUUGUUCCAUUAAACCCCCCCCCUCCCCCCAAACUUUUGUGUAUGUUCCAAUUAAUUCAUUUUUGUGAUACCAUUAGUUAAACACAACGUUUUAAAAACUUUUUUGCCUCUUAGUAUUUUUUCGAUAAUCCAGUUUUUAUCGAGAUGCGGCUUUUUUUUUAAUAUAUUUACAUAAAAAUUUUAUGGGGGUUUUGUUCCUUUAAAGCCCUCAAACGUUUGUGUAUGUUCCAAUUAAACUAUUAUUGUGGUACCAUUAGUUAAACACAGUGUUUUUAAAACUUUUUUGCCUCUUAGUCUUUUUUUGGCAAGUCACCUUUUAUCGAGAUGUGGCUUCUUUUUCAAAAUAUACCUAAAAAUGCAAAUUAUAAAUAAAUUUUCAGAUUAUUAACAGGUCUCUUUAAUCGUACUUAACCAUAUACAAAUAUGUGGUGGAUUCGACAAAUAUUCAAAAUAUGUCGAUAAACACUGGCUUAUCGAAAAAGUACUAAGAGGCAAAAAAGUUUUAAAAACAUUGUGUUUAACUAAUGAUAUGGGGAUUAAUACUAAAUAUAUAAAGACUAAUAAUGGGGAUUAAAAGAACAAAACCCCCAUAAAAUUUUUAUGGGAUGCAUAAAUUUCACUUUAAUUUUUUUAUAAGAUGUUGCUGCUAGAGAGAGAGAGAAUAUAUGUUUAUUGUCUAAGAAAAAAUCUUGUUGACAAACACUGUUUAUAAACACUGCUAUAAGAAUAAAACAUGUCCAUUUUCAAUAAAAAUCUCUAAAAGUUUUCGAUAUACGAAAAAAAAAUCGAUUUUCAUUUUGUAACUUCAAAGGGCUGUAACUUUUUUUGUGUGCACUAUUGUAUAUAGAUAAGUGAGGUUCAAUCAACUUAUGAUGUACAUAUAUAUCUCCAGUUCUGUCUCACAUCAUCAACCUAUCUGUCAAGAAUGGCAAGUUUCCAAGUGAUAUUAAAACGGGAGUAGUUAGUCCAAUUUUCAAAAAGGGGGAUCCAUGUUUGGUUGAUAAUUACAGGCCAAUCACUGUAACAAGUGUACUCUCUAAGAUUAUCAAAAAGUGUAUUUACAAUAAAAUGUAAAAUUUUCUGAACAAACAUUAUAUCUUAAAUAAAUGCCAGCAUGGGUUUCUUCCUAACAAAUCUACAGAAAGUGCUUCUAUUUCAUUAUUUAAUUAUAUCCACGCUGCUUUGGAUCGAAAAAGAUAUGUGGGUGCACUCUUUUUUGACUUAACUAAGGCUUUUGACUCAAUUGACAUUAUACUGCAUAAAUUAGAAGCCCUUGGUUUUCGGGCCAUUUCUUGAACUGGUUAAGGUCAUACUUACAAUAUCGUAAAUUCCUAGUAAAAAUCGAUAAGAAGUCAUCUGUUUUUAAUCUUGAUCAAGGUGUACCACAGGGCUCCGUAUUAGGACCCUUAAUAUUUCUUUUAUAUGUCAAUAAUUUGAUAAAUUUUAUAUGUGGAAAUGCAGAUAGAUUAUUAAGGAAGCCGACCCCGCAUAGGGAUAAGGCAAAGAGAAUGAUGAAUUUGAUAAAUUUUUUAACUGCAAAAUCAUACAGUUCUCUAUGCAGAUGAUUCAACAAUUAUUGUAGUUGACUCGUCAACUGAAGUCGGAACUCAUAUCCAAAAUGAACUUGGUAGCACAGGAAUUUACAACCUGGUGUAAAAGGAACUCUUUAAUGGUAUAUGCAAAGAAAACUAUUUGUAUGCAGUGCUACUCGUGCAGUAAGCCAUCCCAUGAUUAUAAGAUCACAGUUAGUUCUGAGGAAAUACCUUUUAGUGAUACAUUAUUUCUUGGUAGCAUUCUAGAAAGUAAUAUGACAAGGGAUGAAAACGUUACUAAAGUCUGCAAAAAAAUGAAUAAGGGUUAGUAUGCGAUCCUUCAGUUGAAAACUCUAUUUAAUACCAAUCAAUUGAUAAGUGUGUACUAUGCAUUGGUUUACUCAUAUAAUAUAUGAGUCAUAUUAUAGCCUAUAAUGUUGUCUUGUAGGGAAACUCUUCUAGAGUUUUUGUAACUAAAAAGAGAAUUAUUAGAUUGAUAUUUAAUAUCUAUCGAUAAUAGACAAUCAUGUCGUAAAUAUUUUAUUGAUCACAGACUGACUUUCCAUGCUUUAUACAUUUAUAAGUGCAUUAUUCAUGUUAAAACUAUAUUUCAAAAUUUUACUCUCAACUCUGACUAUCAUAAUUACCUGACAAGGCACGGGAGGAUGAUAAGCGUAUGUAAACAUUCCACAACUCUUUUUGAAACUAGUCCUGAUUUUACAGGAUCUAAAUUUUACAAUUGUUUGCCACUUGAUAUGAGAAAUGAAAAUAAUAUUCAAAAAUAAAUUAAAAUCAUGCUUGAUAGAAUUAUGUGUUUACAACCUAAAUGAUUACUUUGACUUAAUAAAAGACUACAAGGAAUGAGGACCGACGGGUUCAGAGACACUAUAUUGCAUAUCUUUUUUUAUUAAUUUAUAGUUUGUUGAUUAUGUUUUAUAUAACUGUCCUGUAUGACUUGUUGAUUAUGUUCUAUGUAACUACAUAUAUGGCUUGUCCUAUACUGCCGUGCUUAGAGAAAACACUGUAUCUGCAAAAAUUAAAUUUUUACUUCUUUCUAACCCAAAUGUGCAUAUAUGUCUUAUUUGCUUACUAAAAAUGACGUAAGUUAAACCAAAACACAUUAAACACACCACAUCUUAUGCCGUAUCUUGUGUAAAUGUAUACGAAUACUUUAACAAAAAUCGAUUUUACUCAUAUGUGAUGUCUCUGCAGAUACGGUGUUUUCGCUAAGCACGGCAGUAUAUCACACUAUCAUCUAAAUGAAUUAAUAAAGAUAUUCUAUUCUAUAAACAGUGUUACAUUUGCUUUUGUUCAUUGUAACACAAAUUUAUUAUGUGGGAACCAAUCUUUAGUUUUCGUAAACAAAUCUUUAAAAUUUUCUAUUGCUUUCUAGUUACGUUUCUUUAUGAGUGUUUCCAUGUUUUCUGUAUCUGGUCUUAUAGCAUCUUCAAAGUAUUUUAAUUGUUGGACCUGGUGGUUUGUUAAAUUUGAGUUUGAUCACCAGUCUGACUUAAUUUUUAAGUAUAUUAGGUUUUUUUUCUGUUUUGUUAGGGGUUUAGUGAACGAGUUCCUAGAGUUGAUCAUCUUUAUAUAGAUCCCUGCUUCUCUAUUUGUUCUCAGUAUACCUGUGUAUUCUCCAAUAGAUAUGCUCUUUCAUUCUCUACUCAUUCUAUAUAAUAUUUCAAAAUAUACUUGAGAUGUACUUUUUGUAAAUUUUGUAAAAUAAAAUAAAUUUGUUUUUAGAUAA
Molecule: messenger RNA, 4965 nt
Organism: Diabrotica virgifera virgifera (western corn rootworm)
Lineage: Eukaryota; Metazoa; Arthropoda; Insecta; Coleoptera; Chrysomelidae
Product: PR domain zinc finger protein 10-like
Exons: 3
Coding region: 152-814 (220 amino acids)
Source: RefSeq, a predicted model, not a curated record